AUGAACAUCUCGGAGCACCACGGGCUGCACCAUGCCCACCGGAACCUCAGUUUGGGUGGCGGCAAAGCGACGUCUGGCGAAAGGAAUUCUGCGUCUGGAUGCUACGAGCAGCUCCUCGUGUCCACCGAGGUCUUUCUCACGUUAGGACUGGUCAGUUUAGUGGAGAACGUCCUGGUGAUCACCGCCAUCAUCAAGAACAAGAACUUUCACUCGCCCAUGUACUUCUUCAUUUGCAGCCUGGCAGUCGCAGACUUGCUGGUCAGCGUCUCGAACGCGACCGAAACCGCAGUGAUGGCGCUCAUCACCAGCGGGAACCUUACCAUCUCUGGAAAUGUGGUAAAGAGCAUGGAUAACGUCUUCGACUCCAUGAUCUGCAGCUCCCUCUUGGCGUCCAUCUGGAGCCUUCUGGCCAUCGCCGUCGACCGGUACGUGACUAUCUUCUACGCCCUGCGCUACCACAACAUCAUGACCCAGAGGCGAGCGGCCGCCAUCAUUACGUGCAUCUGGAGCUUCUGUACAGCGUCCGGCGUCCUCUUCAUCAUCUACUCUGAAAGUGCGACCGUCCUCAUCUGCCUCAUCAGUAUGUUUUUCACCAUGCUGGCCCUCAUGGCCUCGCUUUACGUGCACAUGUUCCUCCUGGCCAGGCUUCACAUGAAACGCAUCGCCGCCCUGCCAGGAAACGGCCCCGUGUGGCAGGCGGCCAACAUGAAAGGUGCCGUGACGCUCACCAUCCUCCUCGGCGUGUUCGUGGUGUGCUGGGCGCCCUUCUUUCUUCACCUCAUCCUCAUGAUCUCCUGCCCGAGGAACCCGUACUGCGUGUGCUUCAUGUCCCACUUUAACAUGUACCUCAUCCUGAUCAUGUGCAACUCGGUCAUCGACCCGCUCAUCUACGCCUUCAGGAGCCAGGAGAUGAGGAAGACCUUCAGGGAGAUCUGCUGUGGCUGGGCGUCGGGAUGGAGCUGCAGCUGGAGUUGUGUCGGACUCAACGGGAGGCUUGAUAGCUACUGAGGACGUUUCUUUACUCGUUAAGACUCUUAAUCAGUCUGAGGGUCUCAGAUGGAC
Molecule: messenger RNA, 1062 nt
Organism: Trichomycterus rosablanca
Lineage: Eukaryota; Metazoa; Chordata; Actinopteri; Siluriformes; Trichomycteridae
Gene: mc4r
Product: melanocortin 4 receptor
Exons: 1
Coding region: 1-1008 (335 amino acids)
Biological process (GO): adenylate cyclase-activating G protein-coupled receptor signaling pathway; regulation of metabolic process
Cellular component (GO): cytoplasm; plasma membrane
Molecular function (GO): melanocyte-stimulating hormone receptor activity
Source: RefSeq, a predicted model, not a curated record